Molecule: messenger RNA, 2233 nt
Organism: Suillus bovinus
Lineage: Eukaryota; Fungi; Basidiomycota; Agaricomycetes; Boletales; Suillaceae
Product: P-loop containing nucleoside triphosphate hydrolase protein
Exons: 6
Coding region: 212-1987 (591 amino acids)
Molecular function (GO): ATP binding; ATP hydrolysis activity
Source: RefSeq, a predicted model, not a curated record
UAGUUCUACCCGAACGUAGCUAUUUUGACGCUGUGAUGCAACUUGACGCGGCAUUUUUAGCCGUGUCCAGCUUCGGCUGCUUCGCUCCCUUGAAAAGUCUUUACUAUCACAUAGCGUUUGUAUCCAGGCCACGUUUGAUCUUGUGUAUAACAGCCUACCAGACUGGGCCUUUGCAUCAUCCUCUACCGAUCUGUAACUUAUGCGGUGAGAAAUGUUCACAAAUGGGAGCAAAAAGGCAGUUUGGCUUGCAACAAAACGAAUUGCAUUGAAGUCAAGACUUUACAGCGCAAGAGCAAACAGAGAUACCAAGUCUAUCGUCCAGAUCUCACGGUCCAACAUUUAUCGCUUUGGUGACCCAAACUUCGCAGCGCCGGUCUUCCGUGAUGUUGAAUGGACUAUUAAUGAGGGUGAAAGCUGGGCUGUAAUAGGGACAGGUUCGAGGCAAAAGACGGCCCUUUUGCAGACGCUCCUAGGCCACCUACGUAUAACUCCUCCUCCGCCCCUACCCGAAGGACUAUUUCCUUUCCUCUCAGACCCUCCACGCGACCCACACAACUGUGUAGCUUUUGUAUCAUUCGCGCAUCGGUCCCGCGCAGCAGGUGGUGCUUUCUAUGACUAUACUUCUCGAUACGGCGCAGUUAGAGAGGAAGACCGUAUCACCCUCCGGGAAAGUAUGUUCGGAGAGUACGACUUUCUGAACAUUCAGCCAAAAGGUGGAAAGGUGAAAACGCCCGUAGAAAUUACACAGGACGAAGUAAAGAAGGGCAUAUUCGAGGACCUAACUUCGGGACUGGGUCUUUCAUCCCUGUUGGAUUUACCUUUGGUCGCUUUAUCGAAUGGCCAGACGCGUCGAGCACGCAUUGUGAAGGCUAUUUUGUCUGAACCGGAACUCCUUGUACUCGACGAACCGUUGACCGGCCUUGACGUCAAUACACGCCCAAUCUUAUUGAAUGUCCUUCGGUCACUACAUGAUUCUCGCAGUCCACGCAUCCUCAUGGGUCUCAGGAUGCAGGACCCUGUUCCCGACUGGAUUUCGCACAUCGCUCUAGUGACGGGCGAAACUAUCCUGACAGGCGUCAAAGAUGAAAUCAUGUCCAAGCACGCAGAUCAUCACGCAAACGAGGCUGAGCAUAGAAUGGCAAGCACUACUCAGUCAUAUCUGCAGUCUGGCCUUGAUCAUGGAAAGCCAGUAGUUGACAUGAAGAACGUAAAUGUGUCAUACGGCCCACGCAAGGUGCUCAAAAAGAUCAAUUGGACCAUUCGCGAAGGUCAGCGCUGGCAUCUUCAAGGCGCAAAUGGUUCCGGGAAAACUACACUUCUUUCACUCCUGACUGGCGACCAUCCCCAGUCUUACACUCAACGAGAUGGUUCGAAUCUGGAGCUGUUCUCUCGCCCUCGGCAACGUAUCCCUACUCCGCUCUUGCGUUCGCUCAUUGGUGUCGUUUCACCAGAGCUUGCAAAUGCGUACCCGCGACGCGCCGGUGUCAGUGUGUUCGACGUCGUAGGCACGGGAUUCGAUGGUGCUUUCGUCCCUGGUGGAAAGGACGGCGUCGGCAUAGGUCUAGAGGGUGCACUCAGCGACGAAGUCAGACAAUGGAGAGUGAAACGCGUACGCGAGGUCCUUAACGGCCUCGGUCCGACUUCCUGGGAGACGGAAACUAGCAGUUUCGCCGGUGGCGACGAGCUGUUGGCACCGAACGAAGUAUUUUCGAAACGCGAUUUCGUGGACCUUUCCGCAGGCGAACAGAGUAUCGUUUUGUUGAUGCGGGCACUUGUGGGCCACCCCCAACUUGUUUUGCUGGACGAAGUUUGGAGUGGGAUGGACGAAAAUAUGGUCCGCGCUGCGAGGCGCUAUCUUUGCGAGGGAGGCGUUGGAUCCGACCAAGCAGUAGUGGUUAUCAGCCACUGGGAGGAAGAGGUGCCUUGGACAGUACGAGAUGGUUUGAGAAGAUUUAAAUUAGAUGAUGGGGAAGGACAAGAGUUGUAAAGCUCUUCUCCGGAAAAAUUGAGCGCGUCAGAGAUAGAAGGUAGAUCCUUUGACGCCUUGGAGGAAUAAGCAAGCCACCCGUAAAAUUACACUUUCCACUACAAAGUGAAAUAUACCAUCCUACAUUGCGGGAUCUUCAGGCAUGCGAAUCAUAAAGUCUACCCUCCCUUCCACAUCUAUAAUAGCGGUUUCCACUGUCUCAUUUGGGUCACAUAAGAAAUAAUCUUCCUCCUUCAAGCCCUUUUC